GGCAGACCACAAGAAAAAAGCGAUCUCGAAUCAAAUCACACGCCAUCAACCAAAGAUUAUGGACAUGAUGCAGAAGAAGACAACGACGACGACGACAACCCUAAUCCAGAUCCGAAUGCAUCCCCACCACCAUUCAAAGCGCUCUCCUUCCUCGACAAGUUUCUCGUCCUCUGGAUUAUCCUCGCCAUGGCCUUGGGGAUCAUCCUCGCCAACCUCGUCCCAUCCACAGGUCCCGCCUUACAACGAGGAGAGUUUGUGGGAGUUUCGGUUCCCAUCGCCAUAGGGUUAUUGGUGAUGAUGUAUCCGAUUCUGUGCAAAGUGCGUUUCGAGACGUUACAUUUGUUGCUCAAGGAGAAAGAGCUAUGGAGGCAAAUCGCCAUUUCGUUUGUUCUGAAUUGGAUCAUCGCGCCUUUGUACAUGACAGGUUUGGCGUGGGCUUUUUUGCCGGAUCGAAGAGAAUUGAGGGAUGGUUUGAUUUAUGUGGGAGUGGCGAGGUGCAUUGCCAUGGUUCUCAUCUGGACGGAUUUGGCUGGAGGCGAUGGAGAUUAUUGUGCAGUAUUGGUGGCUUUCAACUCGAUCCUGCAGAUUGUGUUGUUCGCGCCUAUGGCAGUGUUCUAUACACAUGUGGUAUCUGGAAGUCCGACUUCGACGACGAAAGCUGGAUCCAAUCUGUACUCGAAGGCUGCGACCAGUGUUGCAGUGUUUCUAGGUAUACCACUUGGAGCCGCUGUCGUGACGAGACUGGUUUUACGGUAUCUUCUCGGAGAGCGGAAUUAUCAGCUCUAUUUCAUUCGAUUCAUCGCACCAUGGUCGCUGAUUGGCCUGCUAUACACGAUCGUGGUGCUAUUCGGAUCGCAGGGACUACAUGUGGUGCAGCAGAUUACGUCCGUUCUUCGAGUCUGCGCGCCUCUAUUGGUCUACUUUUUGACGAUAUUCCCAAUGACAGCAUGGGCAAUGUGGCGAGCGGGCUUCGGAUACAAGGUCAGCUGCACGCAGAGCUUCACAGCGGCCAGUAACAACUUUGAGCUCGCAAUCGCGGUCGUGGUAGCCGUAUAUGGCGCGGGGAGUCAGGAAGCGUUGGCGGCCACGGUCGGACCACUGAUCGAGGUGCCUGUACUCGUGGCCCUGGUAUACGUGAUAAAGUGGUGUCAAAAGCGGUGGAAUUGGUACAAGUAGCGUGGUCUUUGCAAAGCACUGAUAUGAUUUAUAUGAGCGCCUCAAACCUCGCUCUGUCCCUGCGUCAUCCACAUCUGCCAUAACACCGUCGGGCUGAACUCUUGCAGUAUUGACGAGUAAUCCGAAACCGCAGUUGGCAUUGUCAGGAGUGAAGGUGACGGUGUCCUCUUUCGCACUGCACCAGAGCGAGUGAGUUGUUUCACAGACUGCAGCGUGGCUCCAUCAUUGGCGGUGAUCGCUUUUGUUUCGGCCUCCUGCAGUCAAUCUGCACGAUCAAGCUGUUCCUGUAAAGCCCACAUAUUCCACAGCUUCGUCGGGCUUUCGCCUGCUGCAAAAGUUGAAUCUUGCACAUGGCCAUUGUAGUCUAAGUCUGUGAUCAUCGGCUCGAGCUGAGGUUUGAAAUUGUCUUUUCCGAUCGGGUCAGGGAUAAGAGUUGACUCGGCGUGGCCGACCAGUAGCCCUGUAGACUCGGUGGCCACCACGAGCUGUUGCACUAGCGCAUCCACUGCUGCUUUCGUGACAGCCGAAGCAGAUGUGGGAUUACUCGUAGUUGUCACCAGAAAGAAUGGGCCUCGAGGUUCCUUCGAUGGUCUGCCAUUGGCUGCACUCUUCACAGACUGGGCCGUAGUGAGUAGAUGUGGUAUGAGGGUCCUGCUUGCAGCAUGCACAAAAGCAACACUCUCUUGCCACGACGUCUGCAAGUUAUGUUCGCUGAAAUUGAGAAUGUCCGCCACUUCGUUGAUUGCAAAGUCGGGACAGCAGAGAACGCCCUGGACACCUGCUCCCUGCCUGGUGCCCUCUUGUAGCAACGAAGUCAUUUCUGCUGGGCUCCAACUUUCUCGCAGCCUUGUUUCCACGCUCAUUUCUCUUCGCAGCUUGCCGAUCAAAGCAUAUGUAUCCAUCUUGAGCUGCUUCAAUUCUGCCUCAUGCUCUUGCCUGGCUGCCAGCACGAUUCCAGCAAAAGUCUGUCUGCUGAGAAUGGUCUCCAGGUACUGUAGAAGGGAGGGGGGUAGUGAGCUCGCAACUAUGACGAACAAGACGCCCGUCCCUGCUGUCGGGUAGAUGUUCACACUCGAGGCCGUCGAGGCACUUCUACUCUGUGGGGUGUGCACCGAAAUGCUUCGCCCAUUCUGUUCUCCCUUCGGGGCUGCCGGUGCUUGUGGUAUGGACAUGGCCAUGUAGGAAGGCGUGUAGCUGGCUGCCCUGCUUGUAGGCCUGCUGCCAUUGGUUCUCAAGCCCCCCAAUGGGUACUGCGGAUAGCGAGGAUGUUUUUGCUCGGAUUGUUCGGAGGCACUGCUGCUCGUCCUGGUGCUGUCCGAGGACUGGAUGAAGGACUCCAUGUCGA
This is a messenger RNA of Sphaerulina musiva SO2202, 2521 nucleotides long. RefSeq names its product arsenical-resistance protein ACR3. Gene Ontology annotation, molecular function: antimonite transmembrane transporter activity; antiporter activity; arsenite transmembrane transporter activity. Gene Ontology annotation, cellular component: plasma membrane. The record is from RefSeq and is a predicted model, not a curated record. The transcript has a single exon. NCBI's taxonomy places the organism in Eukaryota, Fungi, Ascomycota, Dothideomycetes, Mycosphaerellales, Mycosphaerellaceae. Gene Ontology annotation, biological process: arsenite transport; antimonite transmembrane transport. The coding region runs from base 187 to 1176 and encodes 329 amino acids.